CAAAAACAAUAUGGAAUGGGAAGAAGAAAAAGUGAUGAAACUAAUAGAACUCUAUCAUUCAAAACCAUUAUUAUGGGACCCAAAACACCGUGACUAUAAAUUGCGACCAAAACGCUACGACGCGUUAGAUGACAUUGCGAAUGAAUUGUCUACAUCCGUUAAUGAAGUGGAAAGAAAAAUAAAAAAUUUAACAAGUCACUAUUACCGCGAAAAGAAAAAAAGUGAUAGUUCGAAUAAAUCCGGAGCGGGUACCGAUGAAAUAUAUCAAAGUAAAUGGUUUGCCUACAAGUCAUUACAUUUUCUGCGCAAUAAAAAUAUGCCUACUAGGAGGAGGAAUAUUACCGACGAUAAUACGGCGGGACACAAUUCACAACUGGAUUCAGAUUCACAAUCAUCAGAAAAUUAUUUAUCACAGUUGCCGAAACCAAAUAAACGUCCUAGAAUCACUCAAAAAGAUGAUAUAAUGUCGGAAGCAUUGACUAUAAUUAUGAGGGAUAUCUUCGAACAACAAAAUGCCUCAAAGAUACCAGAAAAAGAUGAAGAUGGUUUAUUUGGAGAUUAUAUUGCGGGCCAGUUAAGAAAAAUGGAGAAGUCAACAAAAGCUAUUGUAAGACAUCGGAUCAAUAAUAUAAUAUUUGAAGCCGAAUCUGGCUCUACCGUCGGCAGCACAUAGUAAUCCGGGAUACUAUACGACGACGGCUGCAGUCUGCAUCUACAAACUACUCAACAUUUACAUACUCCGCCCAACCCAACGCUAGCCCACAAGCAGUUUAAGGCGACGCCUUGAU
Molecule: messenger RNA, 788 nt
Organism: Aricia agestis (brown argus)
Lineage: Eukaryota; Metazoa; Arthropoda; Insecta; Lepidoptera; Lycaenidae
Exons: 2
Coding region: 11-673 (220 amino acids)
Source: RefSeq, a predicted model, not a curated record